This is a messenger RNA of Aspergillus mulundensis, 789 nucleotides long. RefSeq names its product putative 3-oxo-5-alpha-steroid 4-dehydrogenase. The record is from RefSeq and is a predicted model, not a curated record. Gene Ontology annotation, biological process: polyprenol catabolic process; dolichol-linked oligosaccharide biosynthetic process. The coding region runs from base 1 to 789 and encodes 262 amino acids. Gene Ontology annotation, cellular component: endoplasmic reticulum. Lineage: Eukaryota; Fungi; Ascomycota; Eurotiomycetes; Eurotiales; Aspergillaceae. The transcript is spliced from 2 exons. Gene Ontology annotation, molecular function: 3-oxo-5-alpha-steroid 4-dehydrogenase activity.
AUGGAUGCAGUCGACGCCCUCCGAGCCUUCUUCAUCCUCGCAGCUUGCACGAUUCUUGCUGUUAGUCUGCCAGACUCGCUUCGGUCGCGCUUCGUCCCCUACGGUGCUCGUGCGACAUCGACAGCUGCAGCCGAGUCAGAGACCUCCGCGACCGCGACCGCAACCUCGACCUCCGAAUCGACCUCAGCCUCGUCCUUCAGCGCAUCCCCGGUGACACGCGCCCUUGAUUACGCCGCCACGCUGCGAGUCCCUCACAGUUAUUUCAUCCAGUUCUACGUCAUCUCGGUGCUGUCGUCGAUCUUCUGGGCUUUGCAGCUGCUGUCUCACGGCCGCGCGUUCCAGGCCAUCGCAGCUCGAAUCCGGCCGGAACACUUGGACCCAGCGGUCUCGAUCAACCAGGUCAUGCUGUGCUGGAGCUUGCUGCUGAUCCAGGGGGUGAGACGGCUACAUGAGUGUCUGAGCUUUUCCAAGCCUUCGGCGUCCAAGAUGUGGUUCGUUCAUUGGCUCGCAGGUGUCGGGUUUUAUUUGGCUGUGGCCGUUGCGGUCUGGAUCGAGGGCGCAGGUGGGUUUGGAAUAUUCUUUGGGUUUGAGGCGUCUGUUGAUUGGUACCGCAGGAACGGUUCUCGCUCAUCGACUGAGUCUGGACGAUUUCAGUCUGACGAGCCGCUUCUCGGGUCGCACGCUUUUGAGUCUCCCCAUCUUCCUCGUUGCAUCUGGUAUUCAACACGACUGCCACCAUUAUCUGUUCUCACUGAAGAAGUACACCUUACCUACUCACCCCAUGUUUAG